Messenger RNA from Puma concolor (puma), 1698 nucleotides. The record is from RefSeq and is a predicted model, not a curated record. NCBI's taxonomy places the organism in Eukaryota, Metazoa, Chordata, Mammalia, Carnivora, Felidae.
AUGUUUGUGUCCGAUUUCCGCAAGGAGUUCUACGAGGUGGUUCAAAACCAGAGGGUCCUUCUCUUUGUGGCCUCGGACGUGGACGCUCUGUGCGCUUGCAAGAUUCUUCAGGCUCUGUUCCAGUGUGAUCACGUGCAGUAUACGCUGGUUCCGGUUUCUGGGUGGCAAGAACUUGAAACUGCAUUUCUUGAGCAUAAAGAACAGUUCCAUUAUUUUAUUCUCAUAAACUGUGGAGCUAAUGUAGACCUAUUGGAUAUCCUUCAGCCUGAUGAAGAUGCCGUAUUUUUUGUGUGUGACACCCACAGGCCAGUUAAUGUCGUGAAUGUCUAUAAUGACACCCAGAUCAAACUACUCAUUAAACAAGAUGAUGAUCUCGAAGUUCCUGCCUAUGAUGAUAUCUUCAGGGAUGAAGAAGAAGGUGAAGAGCAUUCAGGAAAUGAAAGUGACAAUGGGUCAGAGCCUUCUGUGAAGCGCACACGGUUAGAAGAGGAGAUAGUGGCACAAACCAUGAAGAGGAGGCAGCGAAGAGAGUGGGAGGCUCGGAGAAGAGACAUCCUCUUUGACUAUGAACAGUAUGAAUAUCAUGGGACAUCGUCAGCCAUGGUGAUGUUUGACCUGGCGUGGAUGAUGUCAAAGGACUUGAACGACAUGCUGUGGUGGGCCAUUGUUGGACUAACGGACCAGUGGGUGCAAGACAAGAUCACCCAGAUGAAGUACGUAACGGACAUUGGCAUCCUGCAGCGCCAUGUGUCUCGGCACAACCACCGGAAUGAGGAUGAGGAGAACUCCCUCUCUGUGGACUGUACACGGAUUUCCUUCGAGUACGACCUCCGCCUGGCACUCUACCAGCACUGGUCCCUCCAUGACAGCCUAUGCAACACAUGCUACACUGCAGCCAGGUUCAAGCUCUGGUCUGUGCAUGGGCAGAAGCGUCUCCAGGAGUUCCUUGCAGACGUGGGCCUCCCCUUGAAACAGGUGAAGCAGAAGUUCCAGUCCAUGGACGUCUCCUUGAAGGAGAAUUUGCGGGAGAUGAUCGAAGAGUCUGCAAAUAAAUUUGGGAUGAAGGACAUGCGCGUGCAGACUUUCAGCAUUCACUUCGGGUUCAAGCAUAAGUUCCUGGCCAGUGACGUGGUCUUUGCCACCAUGUCACUGAUGGAGAGUCCCGAGAAGGACGGCUCAGGGACAGAUAACUUCAUCCAGGCUUUGGACAGUCUCUCCAGGAGUAACCUGGACAAACUCUACCAUGGCCUGGAACUCGCCAAGAAGCAGCUGCGAGCCACGCAGCAGACCAUCGCCAGCUGCCUCUGCACCAACCUUGUCAUCUCCCAGGGGCCCUUCCUCUACUGCUCCCUCAUGGAGGGCACUCCGGACAUUGUGCUAUUUUCCAAGCCAGCAUCCCUGAGCCUGCUCAGCAGACACCUGCUGAAGUCCUUUGUGUGUUCGGUGAGGAACUGGAGAGAGAUGAAGUUGGUUCCCUUACUACCUGCAGCAACCCUGAGCCCCCAGGGGUCCAUUACAGUGGAUGGGUUCCCAACAGACCUUUUAUAUGUCUGCAGCUUUUUUGGGCGGGCAUUUGAGAAGGCAGCAGAGGGCACCAAUUCUCGGACGCUGCACAACCAUUUUGACCUCUCAGUAAUUGAACUGAAAGCAGAGGAUCGGAGCAAGUUUCUGGAUGCACUUGUUUCUCUCCUGUCCUGA